Molecule: messenger RNA, 3151 nt
Organism: Microtus ochrogaster (prairie vole)
Lineage: Eukaryota; Metazoa; Chordata; Mammalia; Rodentia; Cricetidae
Gene: Ppp1r21
Product: protein phosphatase 1 regulatory subunit 21
Cellular component (GO): membrane; early endosome
Source: RefSeq, a predicted model, not a curated record
CCGGAAGUGGAGGAGGAGGCGCGGCGGCGGAGCCGCAGAAGCUGGCAGAGCCCAGCCCAGGAGCGAGUGCGGGGUUGGGGGCGGGGGGCGGGGCUCAGCAGCCCGGGCGGCCCGGCCUGGACGGGGCGGGGGAGGCCAUGGCCUCCGCAGAGUUGCAGGGGAAGUACCAGAAGCUGGCUCAGGAGUACUCUAAGCUUCGAGCUCAGAAUCAGGUCCUGAAGAAAGGCGUCGUGGACGAGCAGGCCAAUUCUGCUGUUCUAAAGGAACAACUGAAAAUGAAGGAUCAGUCGUUGAGGAAACUACAACAGGAAAUGGACAGUUUGACAUUUCGAAAUCUGCAGCUUGCCAAGAGGGUGGAACUCCUUCAAGAUGAGCUAGCGCUAAGUGAGCCUCGAGGCAAGAAGAAUAAGAAAAGUGGAGAGUCGUCUUCUCAGUUGAGUCAGGAGCAGAAGAGUGUCUUUGACGAAGAUCUGCAAAAGAAAAUCGAGGAGAAUGAACGGCUGCAUAUCCAGUUUUUCGAAGCAGAUGAGCAUCACAAGCAUGUGGAAGCAGAGCUGAGGAGUCGGCUGGCCGCUCUGGAAACCGAAGCUGCUCAGCACCAAGCUGUGAUCGAUGGCCUGACCCGGAAAUACAUGGAGACCAUUGAGAAACUACAGAACGACAAGGCUAAGCUAGAAGUAAAAUCUCAGACUCUAGAAAAGGAGGCCAAGGAAUGCCGACUUCGAACAGAAGAAUGUCAAUUACAGUUAAAGAAUCUUCAUGAAGAUUUGUCAGGUAGAUUAGAGGAAUCCUUGUCAAUCAUCAAUGAAAAAGUACCUUUUAAUGAUACAAAGUAUCAUCUGUACAAUGCUCUCAACGUUCCACUGCACAACAGGAGACAUCAGCUGAAGAUGCGAGAUAUAGCUGGGCAGGCCCUGGCUUUUGUUCAGGACCUCGUGCCGGCUCUUCUGAACUUUCAUACCUACACGGAACAGAGGAUUCAGAUUUUCCCUGUUGAUUCUGCCAUUGACGCCAUAUCACCAUUGAAUCAGAAGUUCUCUCAACACCUUCAUGAAAAUGCAUCCUACGUCCGCCCCCUUGAGGAAGGAAUGCUGCAUUUAUUCGAAAGUAUAACUGAAGAUACUGUGACUGUCCUGGAGACAACUGUGAAAUUGAAGCCAUUUUCAGAUCACUUAGCUUCCUACAUCCGCUUCCUUAGGAAAAUCCUUCCUUACCAGUUAAAAAGUCUAGAAGAAGAAUGUGAAUCUUCCCUUUGCACACCUGCACUGAGAGCCAGGAACCUGGAGCUGUCCCAGGAUAUGAAGCGAAUGACGGCCGUGUUCGAGAAGCUGCAGACGUACAUCACUCUCCUCGCCCUGCCCAGUACAGAGCCAGAUGGGCUCCUUCGGACAAACUACACUUCUGUCUUAACAAAUGUUGGCGCUGCUCUGCAUGGGUUUCAUGACGUCAUGAAAGACAUUUCCAAACACUAUAGUCAGAAGGCGUCCAUAGAGCAUGAACUUCCAACAGCAACACAGAAGCUGGUAACGACUAACGACUGCAUCCUGUCGUCAGCAGUGGCGCUAACAAACGGAGCCGGGAAGAUUGCAUCUUUCUUCAGCAACAACGUGGACUAUUUCAUUGCUUCAUUGAGCUAUGGGCCCAAGACAGCCAGUGGAUUCAUUAGUCCCCUUUCAGCUGAGUGCAUGCUCCAGUACAAGAAGAAAGCUGCUGCCUACAUGAAGGCUUUGAGAAAGCCUCUUGCAGACUCUGUGCCUUACUGGGAAGCAGUGGCAAACCGCCGGGUUCUUCUCAGCUCCACUGAGAGUCGGGAAGGCCUCGCACAGCAGGUUCAACAGAGUUUGGAAAAGAUUUCUAAACUGGAGCAGGAAAAAGAGCAUUGGAUGUUAGAAGCACAGCUAGCCAGAAUCAAGCUGGAGAAGGAAAACCAGCGGAUGGCAGACAGGCUGCGGAGUACGAGCGGUGCACAGCUGGCCCAGGAAAAUGCCGCUGCAGCCAUUGCUCCCUGCCAGGAGGAAGGUGCAGCCAAGGUUCCAGCAGAGCCCUUGCAGAGCACCAGCCUGGUUGGAGUUUUAACCAGAGCGCCAGACAGUGAGGUCCCAGAUGUGGAGUCCCGGGAAGACCUAAUCAAGAACCACUACAUGGCAAGGAUAGCAGAGCUCACGUCUCAGCUACAGCUGGCGGACAGCAAAUCAGUGCACUUCUAUGCAGAGUGCCGAGCGCUCUCGAAGAGACUAGCCCUAGCAGAGAAGUGCAAGGAGACGCUGACCGAGGAGCUGAAGCUAGCCAGUCAGAGCAGCAGCAGGCUGCAGGAUGAGCUGACAACCACCAAGAGGAGCUACGAGGAUCAGUUAAGCAUGAUGAGUGACCACCUGUGCAGCAUGAACGAGACACUGUCUAAGCAGAGGGAAGAGAUCGACACGCUGAAGAUGUCCAGUAAGGGAAAUUCUAAGAAGAACAGGAGUCGAUAGUUGACGAAGAGCUUGUCAGUGACUGUUCCCUCCAGACCGGCUGCAGCUGCUGCCAAGAGUCUCGGGGUCAGACCCCACAACCAGUGCUGGCGGCCUCUGGGAAGCUGAAGUGCGGUUGGACCUAGUAAACUAGCCAGUGUUGUCCGUGACCUUGAGACAUUUGAAGUAUAUUUGUAAACAUCAAGGCAAAUACAGAAUUUGAUGUUGACAGUCAAAUGGAAAACAAUAGACAUAACCAUGGAUAUUGUGGUCUCCUUAUGCUGUUUUUACUGUGCACUUUUUGAAAUUAGGACCUAAUUUCAGUAUGUAAGAACAACAAACAUUUUGUAUAUUUUCAAGCUCGAUUAUAUGGCAAUGGAUCUUGUAUCUGUGGAAUAGAUAUAUGUUUCUGGAUAAAAUGCUUAAAUUGUCAGAUGUCAUUACAUCCUGUAUUGUCAUUUCUUCUUAUAAUUGAAAAUUGAAAGAUGUCUCAGAUUCUUUUUAAAAGAUUCACUCCCUUCCCUCCCCUUCCUCCCCAUCUCCCCCUCCCUCCUCCCCCUUCCCUCCAUUCCUCGGAGGUGAUGAGCCUCCCAUCCUUCGCAGCCCAUGGGUUUGCUGUCGUGUCUGCAGCUGUGCAGCACUCUCUGUGUUAGAAUAAUUGCUCAAGGAAAUUCAUGUCAAUAAAUUCCUACCCACACGAA